Corylus avellana is the source of this 836-nucleotide messenger RNA. RefSeq names its product transcription factor WER. The record is from RefSeq and is a predicted model, not a curated record. NCBI's taxonomy places the organism in Eukaryota, Viridiplantae, Streptophyta, Magnoliopsida, Fagales, Betulaceae.
UACGUGUACACAACAACAGAGGGAGUGGACUCUCCAAAGAACCAACUCCAGCUGUACAACUCCAAGGCCGCCACCCAUCUCUCUCUCUCUCUCUCUGUGUAUCAAAAAUCUUCUUUUUCUGCAUCAAGAAUGGAGAGUGGGGGUGAAAACAGAAAGGGGUUGUGGACAGCAGAGGAGGAUAGAAUGCUACUGGAUUACAUAAGGGUGCACGGUAAAGGGAAGUGGAAUCGCAUCGCCAAAAUGUCAGGCUUGAAGAGGUGUGGCAAGAGUUGCAGAUUAAGGUGGAUAAAUUAUCUAAGCCCCAGUGUAAAGCGUGGUGAUUUCUCUGAGGAAGAAGAAGACCUCAUAAUUCGCCUCCAUAAACUCCUGGGAAACAGGUGGUCUUUGAUAGCUGGGAGGGUACCUGGGAGAACUGACAAUCAAGUUAAGAACCAUUGGAACACUCAUUUGAGCAAGAAGCUCGGGAUCAAGAAGGCAAAAAUCAAAGCCGGUGCUAAUUCUUUGCGGUCGCUCGCCGGAGAAAUACGGUCAAAUUCGGAGCCACCUUCCGACUGCAAUGGGGAGGUUGCAAGUGAGUUAAUAAUUGAAGAUGGCUCUCAUAGUGUCAUUGCAGAUGGCUCUCAAAGCGUAUUGAGGUUUAGUAGCACAGAAGAAGAAACUCUCGUAGAUCAAAACUAUGGGUGUUCUUUUUGGUUUUCUCACGAAGAUCUAAAUUUAUAUACCCCAGCUUAUUUAAUGGAGCCUCUAGAUGAAUAUGGUCUUGAUUUUGUUUGGGAUGGUAUGUAGACUUCCCUUCAUGUAGUGUCAAUAACUCCUUAAUAAAUGAUUUUUUUAAA